Messenger RNA from Rana temporaria (common frog), 4588 nucleotides. It is a transcript of the gene TRIM33, whose product is annotated as tripartite motif containing 33. Gene Ontology annotation, molecular function: protein binding; zinc ion binding. The transcript has 20 exons. Lineage: Eukaryota; Metazoa; Chordata; Amphibia; Anura; Ranidae. The record is from RefSeq and is a predicted model, not a curated record. Bases 142 to 3426 code for a protein of 1094 amino acids.
CCGUGACGUCACUCCGCCGUGGCCGUUAGGGACGAAGGGAGGAAAGAGGAGGGUGGUGUGUGGCCCUCACUGCGGCGGCGUACUGUACGUGCGCUGGUGGCGUCGCGAAGCGGUCAGUUCAGGGGUUCAAAGAGGGAAAACAUGGCGGACAACAAAGGAGGCGGUGGUGUUGGCGGAGGGGAGACGGAAGGUCCGGCGAGCAGUAACAACAAUGGCAGCGGACAGGACGGGAGUAGCAGUGCGGGAACUGAGGCCCAGACCGUGGAGGAGGCGGAGAGUGGGGAGAAGGCAGCCGCUCCGGUCGUUCCUGUGGCGGCUCCGGCUGAGGAGAGCCCGGCCCCCUCGUCUUCCGCGGCCUCCUCAUCCUCGACACCGAGCGGAGCCGUGAAUCUGCUGGAUACGUGUGCUGUGUGUAACCAGAGCUUGCAGAGCCGGGAGAUUGAGCCCAAGCUGCUGCCGUGCCUGCACUCCUUCUGCCGCCGCUGUCUACCGGAGCCGGAGAGGCAGCUGAGUGUACCGCUUCCCGGGGGGAGCAACGGGGACAUCCAGCAAGUAGGAGUAAUACGGUGUCCAGUUUGCAGACAAGAAUGCAGACAAAUAGAUCUAGUGGAUAAUUAUUUUGUGAAAGACGCAUCUGAAUCUCAAAGCGGCACUGAUGAAAAAUCUGAGCAGGUUUGUACGAGCUGUGAAGAUAAUGCAAGUGCUGUUGGCCUUUGUGGGGAAUGUGGAGAAUGGCUCUGCAAGACCUGUAUUGAAGCACAUCAAAGAGUUAAAUUUACCAAGGAUCACAUAAUAACAAAGAAGGAAGAUGUAUCUUCAGAAUCUGUUGGGGCGUCAGGCCAGCGUCCAGUUUUCUGUCCUGUCCAUAAACAAGAACAACUCAAACUGUUUUGCGAAACGUGUGAUAGAUUGACAUGUCGAGACUGCCAGCUGCAGGAGCAUAAAGAGCACAGGUACCAGUUUUUGGAGGAGGCGUUUCAGAACCAGAAAGGUGCUAUUGAAAACCUCUUGGCAAAGCUCAUGGAGAAGAAAAAUUAUGUGCAUUUUGCUGCUACUCAGGUUCAGAACAGGAUAAAGGAAGUGAAUGAAACUAAUAAACGAGUGGAGCAGGAAAUUAAAGUGGCUAUCUUUACCUUAAUAAAUGAAAUUAAUAAAAAGGGUAAAUCUCUUCUGCAACAGUUGGAGAGUGUAACAAAAGAAAGACAGAUGAAACUUUCACAACAACAAAAUGACAUAACGGGUCUCUCCCGACAAGUAAAACAUGUAAUGAAUUUCACAAACUGGGCUAUACAAAGUGGCAGCAGUACAGCACUACUCUACAGUAAACGUCUAAUUACUUUUCAGCUACGUCACAUCUUAAAAGCACGUUGUGAUCCAGUUCCAGCUGCAAAUGGAGCAGUAAGAUUUCAUUGUGACCCAACAUUCUGGGCAAAGAAUGUUGUUAAUUUAGGUAAUCUUAUUGUUGAAAAUAAGCCAACUACUGGAUAUUCACCUAAUGUAGUGGUUGGCCAAAAUCCCCAAGGAACAAACCAUGUAAAUAAAGCCCCUGCACAAAUUAACCUAGCACAACUCCGUCUCCAGCAUAUGCAGCAGCAGGUGUAUGCUCAAAAACACCAGCAGCUUCAGCAAAUGAGAAUGGUCCAGCCACCUGCACCACAUCAAAGGCCAUCUGGCCCUCAAGUUAUGCAUCAGCAGCCCCCAAGGUUGAUCAGCAUGCAGGCAAUGCAGAGGAAUAACAUGAAUUGCGUACCUUUCCAAGCUCAUCACAUGAGAAUGGCACAAAACGCGGCUCAAAAUGCUAACCGAAUGCAAGGUGUACCUCGCCACAAUGGACCUCAGUACUCAAUGAUGCAACCUCAUCUCCAAAGACAGCAACAUUCAAACCCUGGGCAUGCAGGUCCAUUUCCAGUUGUCUCGAUCCAUAAUAAUACAAUCAAUCCAACUAGCCCUACUACAGCAUCCAUGGCAAGUGCAAAUAGAGGCCCAACCAGCCCAUCUGUUACAUCAAUAGAAUUAAUUCCAUCUGUUACAAAUCCAGAGAAUCUUCCCUCUUUACCAGAUAUACCACCCAUACAGCUGGAAGAUGCUGGAUCAAAUAAUUUAGACAAUAUAUUAAGCAGGUACAUUUCAAUGGGACACCCACUUCCACAGCCAACAAGCACCAUGAACCCUUCACCUGGACCAUCUGCAAUGUCGCCUGGUUCAACAGGUUUAUCGAAUUCACAUACACCAGUGAGGCCACCCAGUACAUCAAGCACUGGUAGUAGGGGAAGUUGCGGAUCAAGUGGUAGAGCAGUUGAUAGAAAUGCUUUCAAAUCCGAUACAGUCAAGGUGAAGCAAGAGCCCGGAACAGAAGGUGAUGUGUGUAGUUUCUCAGGAACCGUUAAGCAAGAGAAGUCUGAAGAUGGGAGAAGAAGCGCAUGCAUGCUAAGUAGUCCAGAGAGCAGUCUGACUCCUCCACUCACUACAACCCUGCACCUUGAAAGUGAUUUGGAAGCUUUGGCCAAUCUAGAAAAUCAUGUAAAGACUGAACCUAACAGCACAAAUCAAAGUUGUGGACAGUCAACGCAUGGCACCCUUGUCAACGGAAAGUCUCCAAUUCGUAGCUCUAUGCAUCGAUCACCACGGGGAGGCAGCGGAGUUGAUGGUACGAACAAAGAUGAAGAUCCAAAUGAAGAUUGGUGUGCUGUGUGCCAAAAUGGAGGAGACCUUUUAUGUUGUGAGAAGUGCCCAAAAGUCUUUCACUUAACGUGUCAUGUACCCACACUCCUUAGCUUUCCAAGUGGUGAGUGGAUCUGCACCUUUUGCAGAGAUCUGAACAAGCCAGAGGUUGAAUAUGAUUGUGACAAUUCACAGCACAGUAAAAAAGGGAAGACUGUACAAGGUUUAAAUCCUUUGGACCAAAUGAACUGUGAGCGACUUCUCCUGUAUCUCUACUGCCAUGAACUAAGCAUUGCGUUUCAAGAGCCGGUCCCACUAACUAUACCAAACUACUAUAAAAUAAUUAAGAAGCCAAUGGACCUAUCCACAGUGAAAAAGAAGCUGCAGAAGAAACAUACUCAACACUACCAGACACCAGAAGACUUUGUAGCAGACGUCAGGCUAAUAUUUAAGAAUUGUGAAAGGUUUAAUGAAAUGAUGAAAGUUGUUCAAGUUUAUGCAGAAUCACAAGAAAUUAAUCUGCAGAAUGACUCUGAAGUGGCUCAAGCAGGAAAGGCUGUUUUAUUAUACUUUGAGGAUAAACUUCCAGAAAUCUACCCUGACAGGACCUUCCAACCAUUGUCAGACUUUGAACCAGUGGAGGAAGAAGAGGAGGAGGAGGAGGAGGAGGAUGAUGGGGAAAUAACUGAGGAUUCAGAUGAUGAUUUUGUACAGCCUCGGAGGAAACGUCUAAAGUCAGAUGAGAAGCCAGUGCAUAUAAAGUGAUUUCUAUGCUCUGGACUUUAUAAUUUCUGUAGAUUAUGUGGACUUUUAAGAAAAACUUAUUUAAGUGUUCCUGGAAUAUCUUCUCGCCUGCACCAGCCACCUUCAAGGAGAAGCUGGCAGCUUUUAGACAGUAUUAGACCAACUGAUGUUUGUACAGAAGAGAUGAACAUUCUUUUAAAGAAGACAGAUGGAGGAGACUUUUAGUCACUUUGUUUAGUGUUUUUUUUUUGUUUGUUUUUUUUUUUUUUUUUUUCUUUGCUUGAUGGGCUCUGUCACAAGGAACAGCCCGUUCAUAAUCGGUUGGGUUUUGAGAAUUGUCAAGGACAAUUUUUUGGUUUGGUAUUCUCACCCGCUGUUUGUACAGAUCUCUAACUGGACUUGGUGGUUGUUGUUUAAUAUAUUUUCUUGAAGAUUGGACCAGUACAUGCAAUUUACUGUAACACUUUCUCCUCUCCAUCGGGCUGCUUUGUAGAUUGACUUCUGGAACAACAAAUAUGGUACAGGUUUAAGUGUGCUCUUUAAAUGGUUAACUAUUAAUUUUAAUGGUUAACCAUUUGAUCAUUUUCCAUUUCCAUAUUUUUCAAUGUCUUGAGUGGUUACCUGUGUGGGUUAUCCUUCAAGAUUCUGAUCUAUAGAUAUAUAUUUUGUGAAGGAAGCGGUUUAACUCGGAUCUUGAGAACAUUUACUUUUGCUAUGUAUAUAUGAGGAAGCAUACAAGUGUCCAUCCAUAUUGCAUUAUUUCAGGCAACAGAUUGUCAACCUUUUGCUGUUGUCUUGCAUCCAAGACAAUUAAAAAAAUAAAUUAAAAUACUGAUUAAAUAUUCUUGAUUUUUCAUAUUUUAACAGUUUGAUGGAAGCUGUUAGUACAUUUGAUUGAAUCACAAUGGCUGUCUUCCUACGUUUUUUUUUUUUUUUUUUUCUAAAUUUAGUUUAACAAAUGUGUAAUUUUGCUUAUGUCUCUUAUUUGUACAUAAAGCCUGUCAGACAGUGGUCUUUCCAGGCUUGUUUUCAUAAGUGUGUUCCUAUGGAUUUUUUUGUUUGUUUUUUUUUUCUUUUGAUGCAGCUCUUACUAUUACUUGCAAAACCUAAUGAAACCACUUAAUAGUGAAAUGUCUGCUAGAAGAAACCCAAUAAAUCCAGUCAACGUUUUAAGAAAACUGCA